Messenger RNA from Ochotona princeps (American pika), 2740 nucleotides. It is a transcript of the gene LINS1, whose product is annotated as lines homolog 1. The coding region runs from base 211 to 2454 and encodes 747 amino acids. The record is from RefSeq and is a predicted model, not a curated record. Lineage: Eukaryota; Metazoa; Chordata; Mammalia; Lagomorpha; Ochotonidae. The transcript has 7 exons.
GCAUGCGGGGGGAGGGGCCAGCGUGGACUUUGUGUGAACUACGGUGGCGCGGAGGUGGGAGUAGGUGCUCACCGGCAUGGCGUUGCGAAAGCGGAGGGGUGGGAGCCGCAGACCGGACAGGCUUUCCUGAAGAAAUAGUUUAUAGAUUCACUGCAUUUCUGAAAACACAGAUAUUUACAGUUGGAAGUUGUCAGCCUUACGGAAGGCAAAAUGAAAGCUUCCCGUGAAGUUUUGGAAGAGUUAUACAACAAAGUACUUCUUGGAGCCAUGCUCGAGAAUGACAGCCUUCAUUACACCUGUUAUCUCAGCCCAGCAGUGCUGGGUCAGGGUCACUCCACCCUCUCCUGCGCAGAGUGGGCAGGCCCCCAGGACGGCCGGGAGGAGCCCCAGCUGGCCUCUGUCAGCACAGCUCCCGCCUCGGUAGCACCCACGUGUGGGAGGAGCAGCCAGCAGAGCAGCAGCGCCCGGGAGCUGGUGCUGCUUCAGCUGACGGUGAUCCAGGUCCUGCUGGCCCGGGCCUCCUCCGUCCACACCGAGAGCCGCAUCAGGGCCAAGUACAGAGAUGUGGUCAGCAGUCUUGUACGGUCGGCUGAAGUCGAUUCCAAAUUGAUCUGUAUGUUCCACAACUCGGAUAAAUUGUUAUCCCACAUGGCCACAAAGUGUCUUGGGUUGCUUCUGUAUUUCCAACUGAAAGAAAAGAUGCCAUUGAGUGACUCUUGCAUUGCAUUUUGCCAAAAAAGUCUUUCUGACUACCCGAAGAGUGAUAAAGCAAUAAACUGUCUGUGUACUCUUACAGUUGCAAUAAAGGAAAUCUUUAAAGAUACAAGUUCCCAGAAAGCAGAAAUUGUCCAGCAGCUGCUGACCCCUUUGGACGCGGCUCUGGAAGUAUUCUAUGAUUCCCUGUUUUCUCAGCAUUUUGAACACUGCCAAGAUCCUCAUGAACUUGUUACCAACCUGCUGAGCUUCCUGGAGCUGCUUGAACUGCUCAGCGCCUCCAGGGUCUUCCUGAAAUCACACUUCACUUGCCAGAGGAUCUUAUUUUUGAAGCCUUCUUGCAUGCUGGAUGUGAUUAUGUGGCCUGUUGAGGCUUUUGUCCAAAGGAAACUCUUCCUACUCAUCAAAAAGUGCCUUCUUGGGACAGCGGGAGAGGACCUGUGCCGGGCACCCGUGCCCACGUGUGUGACGCCGGGCCGUCCUGCUGAUGCCGACACCGCAGCUCUGGCCAACGCUGUUCUCCAGGCAGUGACUCUGGGGCUACUGAAGACGCUGUCUGUCCAUGGGAAGCCUUCCUGCUUCGGAGGCGACAGAGCCCAGCCCACAAUGGGACAGCACUCUGCUCCAGAUCCUGUGAUCCGCAGGGCCGUGAGCCUGGUGCUCGUGAAAUCCUUGGAAAUUAAGUUUGAGAGUUGUACCUCAGCUAAUGAAAUGACAGUUUAUUUGCAGAGGUACAUGUCUGCGUUGCUGACCUUCGUGAUGCCUCCCCCGCAGCCCUCACUGCAGCUGCACGGUCCCUGUGAAUGGCUGUCGAGGGUCUUCAUAGAGCAAGACGAUGACAUGCUGGAGGCCGCCAAGGCAUCACUGGGCAUCUACAGCAAGGUGACCAGAGAAUGGGAAGCCACUGAAAACCUGGCCCCAGAAGGAGAAAAGUGGGACCGUCAUAUGCAUGAGAAUGGCUGCAAUCCACAUUGUAUUUUCCUAUUCUUCUUAAAAAAUGUAGGAUUUGAUUCUUCAGUUCUUCUUGACUUUUUGAUUUCAUCAGAGACUUGUUUUCUUGAGUAUUUUGUCAGGUAUUUAAAGCUACUGCAAAAAGAGUGGGAUAAUUUCUUGACCAUUUGCAAGUCUUCUGAUGGACCUACAUCUGAACUGGGCAUCCAUACCUGUGGUUGUGUCCCCUCACUGGCCCAAGGCACAAGCAGCAGCCGGACAGCACCCUGCCGAGUGACUGCCUUUCCCAGUCGUGGUGGGAUUCCAGCUCGGGUCCCCAGGGCUUCCCAUGUUCCUGGUGAACACUUGAGCCAGGCCGUGACCUCGGCGGUGACCCACACCGUGCGGGCUGCUCGUUCAUCUUCCCUUCAGGGCCCACCAGGUCUGGUAAAUUACGACAGCUCGGAUGAUUCUGAAGCAGAAUGCACAGACCAAAGCCUGGCCAGUAGCCGGCUGCCAUCUUUGCGGCAAGCAGCAGUCGGGGCAACCCCUGACCCAGCUGGCAGCGGUGGGGGUCAAGAGCUGAGCCGAGAAACUUCCUCCUGUGCUGGCGGUGAGGUGGCCUCCAAAGGCAACGCCUGUACAGUGGGACUGCUUCACAGAACAGUGAAAUGCUUCCGGGAGCUCCAGGGUGCCAUUUCCCGUUUACAGAAGAAAAAUCUUUUUCCAUAUAAUCCAACUGCACUUCUGAAAUUGUUAAAUCAUACAGAGACAAUGUAUAAUAAAACUGUGAUCCUGGGCCUGGCAUGAUAGCUGGUGGCUAAAGUUCUCGCCUUGCACGUGCCGGGAUCCUAUAUGGCCACCAGUUCAUGUCCUGGUGACCCUACUUCCCAUCCAGCAACCUGCUUGUCACCUGAGAAAGCAGUCAAGGAUGGCCCAGAGCCUUGGUACCCUGCACCCAUAUGGGAGGCCUGGAAGAAGCUCCUGGCUUCAGAUAGGCUCAGCUCCAGCUUUUGCAGCCACUUGGGAAGUGAACCAGUGGAUGGAAGAUCUUCCUCUCCGUUUCUCCUCCUGUCUAUAUGUCUGACUUUCCAAG